Prorocentrum cordatum is the source of this 480-nucleotide messenger RNA. The record is from the annotation of a GenBank genome assembly. NCBI's taxonomy places the organism in Eukaryota, Dinophyceae, Prorocentrales, Prorocentraceae.
AUGCCAGCCCGCCGGGCGAGCUGUGAAGACGCGAAAAAAAUGAUGUGCGCAGCCGGCCCGCGCCAUGGCCGCUACUUGACUGCCGCUGCGCUGUUCCGCGGUCGCAUGUCCACGAAGGAGGUGGAUGAACAAAUGCUGAAUUUUCAGAACAAGAAUUCGUCAUACUUCGUCCAGUGGAUCCCGAACAACAUCAAGGCGUCCGUGUGCGACAUUCCCCCCGAGGGCCUGAAGAUGGCGGUGGCCUUCGCAGGCAAUUCCACCGCGACCCAGGAAAUGUUUAAGCGAGUUGCUGAAUAUUUCGCGGCCAUGUUUCGUCGCAAGGCGUUCUUGCACUGGUACACAGGAGAGGGGAUGGACGAGAUGGAGUUUACCGAGGCCGAGAGCAACAUGAACGAUUUGGUGUUUGAAUAUCAGCAGUACCAGGAUGCCACAGUUGAGGAGGAGGGUGGGUUCGACGAAGAGGAGGACGGCGAGCAGUAA